CGAAAUCAAACACACGUGAGGUUGUAAACAAACGAGUGGUGAGUGAGGGCGGCCAUUGCCACAGAGCUCCAUGCUAUGAGGGCCUGUCUCUUUCCCCUGGCAGUGUUUGCCAGUGUCCUCUGUCUGUCUCACAGCUACACCCUGAGGAGCUCCGUGUCCUGGGUGGUCUCCUCCAACGAUGUGGUGGAGGACGCGGACCUGUCGGAGGAGGUCGCCCCGGCGCUGCUUGUGGACAGUGCGGGGCUGUGGAAGCAGGCUUAUCCGUCCUCAAACGUCCUCGGAGACAGCGUGGAGAGCCCCGGAGAGCUGGUGAAGCCCGAGACCGACGAUGUGGCUCAGCUGUCCUCUCGUCUGUUUUCAUACCGGCUGGAGAAAGUGAAGAAGUCCGGCAGCAGCAGCGGUCCUCCCCCGCACCAGGAGACCGCCAGGACAGCCAGAUACAUCGCUCACUACAGUGACUGGGGACAUCUGUCCACCAUUUCAACUCAAGACAAGAUCAAAGGUCUCCCCUUUGGGAACAUCUUCUCGGUCAGUGAUGGACCGCUGGACAACAGCACUGGAGUCAUCUAUUUUUAUGUGACGCCGAUGGACAACACCGUGUCAGAUCUGAAGAGUAACCCCUACGCUUCUCUCACAUUUUCAGAGGCCGAGGGAGAAUUCUGCAGGCAAAUGGUUUAUGAUCCAGAAGAUCCAAGAUGUGCUCGACUCAGUCUAACAGGCAAGAUGGUGGAGGUGGCCCCAGAGGAGCUCGUGUUUGCAAAAGAGGCAAUGUUCACAAGACAUCCUGUGAUGGCAAAGUGGCCAGUGGGGCACAAUUGGUUCUUCAUGAAGCUGGAGUUGAUCCAGGUGUGGUUGCAGGACUGGGUUGGAGGCGUAUCAGUCGUUCCACUGGAGGACUACUUUAAAGCUACGCCUUUCUGAGAAAACCCCUCCACUUCAUCAUUUCAGCCUCCUCAGAUCGGUUCAGCUGUUGACAGCACAGACGUCACUCUAAUAAGGAUCAACGCUUCCCAAAGCAGCAAUGUGCAAAGAAAUUUUCAUUAUCUUUUUUAACACUGUUGCUAUUUUAAUUUUUAAAAGUGAAUCUUUUUUGUUAAUCACACAAAAUCAUUUCAUGAGUCUCCUGUAUUGGGUGUGUGAAUGUAUGUAAAGUCAUUAAGCUAGUUAUCGAAUUGUAACAGUCAUCACAGCUGGCAUGGAAAAUUCAAUGUGAUUUCAAUGUAUUCUUUUCAACAUUGACUAUCUUAUGGGUUUGCAUCAAAAUGUGUGCUUUUUGGAAAAUAAAUGAAUGUUGGCACAUGCAAUUAUUGUGCCUACUUUUUAAAAAAAUA
Molecule: messenger RNA, 1331 nt
Organism: Plectropomus leopardus (leopard coralgrouper)
Lineage: Eukaryota; Metazoa; Chordata; Actinopteri; Perciformes; Serranidae
Gene: creg2
Product: cellular repressor of E1A-stimulated genes 2
Source: RefSeq, a predicted model, not a curated record